AUGGACGGCCAGGGCGUUGGUAGCAGCAGGAGGCCAGGGGCCCGGGCUGCCCUGGGCUCCCUGUCUGUGCCCCACGGGGUUUCCCAAACUGGGGCACCCUCCAAGCUCUCAGCGAAGGAGACAGCAGUCUUGGAACCAAGGGUGGCCCUGGCACCUGUGGGACCGCGAGCAGCUGUGUCACCUUCCCACGAGGCACCAAGGCUGGCUCUGGAGUCUCCCCGCCCUCCCCUUACCCGUGGAGGACAGAAAACCGCACCCGCCCACCGCAGCCCCAGCCUAGCCCCAGCAUCUGUAGGCCAGCUUUUGAUGUCUGCCUCCACUGGACCAAGCCUUCCCCCAGUGCCCGCAGGCUCAGUCCCGGCUCCAGCGUCUCUAGAGCAGCUGGUCCUCUCUGCCUCGGCUGGCCCGAAGCCUCCGCCAGCCACCCUGGGGCCCAGUGCGGCUCCAGCUUCCAGAGACCAGAAACAAGUGUCACCCACCUCCAUGAGACCCAAGCCAGCGCUGGCAGCCUCAGGCCUGAGUCUGGCCGUGGCUGCUCAGGAGCAGCUCCGACAGGUCCCUCCCAAGCCCUCCCCAGUGUCCAGUCCCGUUCUGUCACCUCCCCAGGAGCAGGCCCUGGCUCCAGCACCAGGGUGGACCCCAGCCAGACCCAGAGAUGCCUCAGCCCCUAGGCUGACCCCGCCUUCUGAGGGGCGUCUUCAGUCCCCAGCUCAGGCCACCAGUCCUGUGCCCUCCCCAGACCCCCGGCUCUCACCCUCCUUCCGAGCCCGGCCCGAGGCCUCCCGCGGCAGCCCCGAGGGUCCCGUCCUGCCACGGCCGCCACAGACCUUGCCCUUGGAUGCGGUCCAGGGCUCUGCAGAACCUGGGACCCGCUCUCCCGGACUUCUAUCCCCCACCUUCCGGCCGGGGACACUCUCAGGCCAGUCUGUGCCCCCGCCUCUGCCCAAGCCACCCCGGUCUCCCAGCCGCUCCCCUAGCCGCUCCCCGAACCGUGCCUCCUAUGUGCCCCCAGCCCCUGAUGCGGCCCUCCCUAGGCCUGGCACUCAGAGUGUGGCACCUAGCAGGUGCCCGAACCCCAUCCUCCAGACCCAAGAAGCGCCGGCUCCAGUCGCCACCUCCCCUUCUGCAGCCAUCUCACCAUCUGCCGCUUGGUCAGCUCAGCCAACCUGCAAGAGCGACCCCGGGUUCCGGAUCACUGUGGUCACUUGGAACGUGGGCACGGCCAUGCCCCCCGAUGACGUCACGUCCCUCCUCCACCUGGGCGGCGGCGAUGACAGUGAUGGUGCGGACAUGAUCGCCAUAGGCUUGCAGGAGGUGAACUCCAUGAUCAACAAGCGGCUCAAGGACGCUCUCUUCACGGACCAGUGGAGCGAGCUCUUCAUGGACGCGCUGGGGCCAUUCAACUUCGUGCUGGUGAGUACGGUGAGGAUGCAGGGAGUCAUCUUGCUGCUGUUCGCCAAGUACUACCACCUGCCCUUCCUGCGGGACGUGCAGACCGACUGCACGCGCACGGGCCUCGGGGGCUACUGGGGUAACAAGGGAGGCGUGAGCGUGCGCCUGGCGGCCUUCGGGCACAUGCUCUGCUUCCUGAACUGCCACCUGCCCGCGCACAUGGACAAGGCGGAGCAGCGCAAGGACAACUUCCAGACCAUCCUCAGCCUGCAGCAGUUCCAGGGCCCCGGCGCCCACGGCAUCUUGGACCACGACCUCGUGUUCUGGUUUGGGGACCUGAACUUCCGCAUUGAGAGCUAUGACCUGCACUUUGUCAAGUUCGCCAUCGACAGCGACCAACUCCAUCAGCUCUGGGAGAAGGACCAGCUCAACAUGGCCAAGAACACCUGGCCUAUCCUGAAAGGCUUCCAGGAGGGACCCCUCAACUUCGCUCCCACCUUCAAGUUCGAUGUGGGUACCAACAAAUAUGAUACCAGUGCCAAGAAGCGGAAGCCGGCCUGGACCGACCGGAUCUUGUGGAAGGUGAAGGCUCCAGGCGGGGGGCCCAGCCCGUCAGGACGGGAGAGCCACCGGCUGCAGGUGACCCAGCACAGUUACCGCAGCCACAUGGAAUACACAGUCAGUGACCACAAGCCCGUGGCUGCCCAGUUCGUCUUGCAUUUCGCCUUCAGGGACGACAUGCCACUGGUGCGGCUGGAGGUGGCAGAUGAGUGGGUGCGGCCGGAGCAGGCUGUGGUGCGGUACCGCGUGGAGACCGUGUUCGCCCGCAGCUCCUGGGACUGGAUCGGCUUGUACCGGGUGGGUUUUCGACACUGCAAGGACUAUGUGGCUUACGUCUGGGCCAAACACGAGGACGUGGACGGCAGUAUCUACCAGGUGACGUUCAGUGAGGAAUCAUUGCCCAAGGGCCAUGGAGAUUUCAUCCUGGGUUAUUACAGCCAUCACCACAGCAUCCUCAUCGGUGUCACGGAACCCUUCCAGAUCUCGCUGCCUACCUCGGAGCUGGCCAGCAGCAGCACCGACAGCUCGGGCACCAGCUCAGAGGGUGAGGACGACAGCACCCUGGAGCUGCUCGCACCCAAGUCCCGCAGCCCCAGCCCUGGCAAGUCCAAGCGACAUCGCAGCCGCAGCCCAGGCCUGGCCCGUUUCCCUGGCCUCGCUCUCCGACCCUCGUCCCGCGAGCGCCGUGCUGCCAGCCGGAGCCCCUCGCCCCAGAGCCGCAGGCUGUCUCGGGGCGCCCCCGACAGGGGCAACAGUGGCAGUAGCCAGGGCAGCUGUGAGGAGGGGCCUUCUGGGCUGCCUGGCUCCUGGGCCUUCCCACCAGCUGUGCCGCGAAGCCUGGGCCUGCUACCCGCCUUGCGGCUGGAGACCGUAGACCCUGGUGGUGGCGGCCCUUGGGGACCUGAGCGGGAGGCCCCAGCCCCUGCCAGCCUGUCUCCCAGCCCCCAGGGCCAGCAGGGGCUGGAGGAAGGAGGCCUGGGGCCCUGAGGGCGGACUGGAUGGAUGGGCCCAGGCGGCCCCCACUCUGCCACAAUCCUUUGCAAUCCCACUCGUCUCUCUCCUGCUGUUGCUCCAGCUGCAUCUGCACCUGUCACGCUGUCCUGGCCCGGGGAAGCUCACUGGGGUCCCCCAGAUCUCAGUCCGGCCCCUCAAACUGUGACAAUCAGCCAAGCCCUGCCUGGGCCCCCAUCUGGGGUGGUGGUGGGGAGCUUGGGCAGACGUCCGGGUCCUGGAGGUCACUCAUUAGGAAUUAAAUUCUCCAGUUCUCUUCCACCUGCUGCCUGCCUUGUUAGCAGUCUGGGCACGGGGGUCGUCAGAGGCAGGGCAGGACAGAAUUCACACUCCAUAGGCACCAGCCGCCUGCGGGCAUUUGUAUCAUUUUUUUUUUUUUUUAUCUGCACCAUAGCCUUGCAGGUUCAGUGCCAUUCUUAGACCCAUUUUCCAGGCGAUCAAACUGAGGCCUCCAAAAGUUAAGAUCAGACAGCAACGCACAGACUGGCUGUGUGCUGAAGGGGAGGAACGGUUGCUAGGUGUUAAACGCUGCGCACCUAUUGAAUCUUCAACAACCUAAUGAGGUAGCUCCUAAGACUCCCUUUCUCAGAGAAGUGGCGGGGAGGUCCCUGGUGCAAAGGCAAGGGGGAGAUUUGAAUGUAGGCUGAGGGCAGAGAGAACCGGCCAGGGGGGCUGAGCGAGGGAAUGUUAAAAACAGGGGGCCUCCCUGGGAAGAGCGGAGUUGGUAAGGCCUCUCCAGCGCCCCCUAGAGUCAGGUGUGCAUUCCUGGUUUCAGAUGUAAGCCAUUCUGGGACAACCCUAAUAUCCUCACUUGCUGCCUUGGGCCUCAGCUGCCGUGUGCUGGGGUUCCCCUAGGCAGAUCCUUGAGAUGUAUUAAUUGUGCUACAGGAGUGAGCAGGUACCCCGACACCUCCUGGGACGACGGCAAUAAGAUAUCCCCUCCCCAACGGGAUGUGAAAUCCCCUGCGGGGUCUAAGCCCAGGGAACCAGAGGGAGCCUCCUGAACACGACAUGCAGGCACAGAGGGGUUAUGUUACUAGCUCGGUGUCACCCAGCGCAGCGGGAGACAUGGCCCAGCAUUUGGGCCUUGGGUUCCGCCACAGCCAGCCUCCAGGCUGUCGGCACGUCCUCUGCCAUGCUUCAUUCUAACUCGUGGGGAGGAGGCCGGGACUCCCAAGGCCUGGCAAAGCCAAGGGCGAUGCCCAGUCUGGUGUUCGGGAGAGCUGGAGCUGGGGUCAUUGGCUCGGGACCUCGUGCUGCCCGUUGGGUCUCCCAGGCUGCCUGGGUUAACUGCAGGCACAGCUCAUAGAAUGACACGGGAGCCCCGGGGGACUCUGACAGCCACGGCUGCCCUGCCACUGGGUCUUCCUCCUGGAGCUUAAGCCGAAGCCGCCGGAGAUGCUGAGCUGACACCUUGAUGGCCCUGGGGUCCCUGGCACAGCUGUGGGGACAGAGGGGAGGGGAGCAGGUGGUCAGGGCGCUGGCCCCGAUGUCACCCUGCUCUGCAGACAGACAAGGGAGCCGGCCCAGAGAGCAGCAGGACUGGGGCCAGAAUCACCUGCAAGGCAUGGUGGGAGGAGGGGGAGGCUGGGUUAUACCUAGAAGGGGGCGUAAUAAACCUGGGCUGGUACCCAGAGGCCCAAUUCCUGCCACGAGCCGGCUGUGGAAACCAGAGCCAAUCUGGGCCUCAGUUUCUCCCUCUGUGAAAUAGGCCACGAGAUGCUGGCUUUGAAAACCAGAAUCCAAUUGAGGUUGUGGAUUAGGAGCAAGCCGUGGCCGUUUUCCUGUGCGUGAGUCAGGCCUUGAGCAAUAUU
Lepus europaeus (European hare) is the source of this 4778-nucleotide messenger RNA. It is a transcript of the gene INPP5J, whose product is annotated as inositol polyphosphate-5-phosphatase J. The transcript is spliced from 13 exons. Gene Ontology annotation, molecular function: phosphatidylinositol-3,4,5-trisphosphate 5-phosphatase activity; phosphatidylinositol-4,5-bisphosphate 5-phosphatase activity. Gene Ontology annotation, cellular component: plasma membrane; cytoplasm; ruffle. The coding region runs from base 1 to 2940 and encodes 979 amino acids. Gene Ontology annotation, biological process: negative regulation of peptidyl-serine phosphorylation; phosphatidylinositol dephosphorylation. The record is from RefSeq and is a predicted model, not a curated record. NCBI's taxonomy places the organism in Eukaryota, Metazoa, Chordata, Mammalia, Lagomorpha, Leporidae.